AUGGGUGUCGAUUCUGCCAUCGACGUAGACGCAGCACUAGAGCCCAUACCGCCCAAUAAUGUGCCUGAUAGCGAGGUCAUUAUCGAGGCUGACAAUCAGAACGAGGAUGAAAGAGAAGAGUCGGUUCGAGGCAUCGAUCUCUCAGCUGCACAACCAACUUUUACGCCAAAAAAUGUGAAAUUUCUUAUCGACGACCUCGAAGAGCCGUGGACCUACUCACGACCUUUCGACUACAUACAUAGCCGAAUGAUGAACUCCUCGAUUAGGGACUGGCGGGAAUACAUAAGAAACUGCUAUGACAACCUCAAUCCCGGUGGAUAUCUGGAGUUAAAUGAGAUUGAUGUCAAGCUACUCUCUGAUGACGGCACCUUGAAACCGGAGCAUUCCAUCUCUCGAACCGUCGAGAUGCUCCAAGAGGCUUCAGAGCUAUUUGGACGCCCGUACCAAGAUCCCAGGGCAUUAAAAUCGGUUCUCAUGGAGACGGGUUUCACUGGUGUGAUGAUGCAACACUUCAAGUGGCCCACCAACUCUUGGCCGAAGGAACCCCGACACAAAGAGCUUGGGGUUUGGAAUAACGAGAAUCUCACACAGGGAUGGGAGGCGAUUUGUAUGGCGCCGCUCACGAGGGCGCUUCGUUGGACCAAGAACGAGGUCUUGGUAUUAAUGGCCGAGAACCGCAGAGACUUCUGCGACCGAAACAUUCAUGCGUACUUUUCUAUAUGGUCGAUUUAUGGACGAAAGCCAAUAGAUACAGACAUGGGUGGCACCGAGGAACGUAACGAGGCAGACAUCAUGAAGACCACUAACAGACCCGAUGAAUGGAAGAUUGAGCAGGGACUGGCUGGGGCGGAGCUUCCCGUCCUUGACAUGACGGGACCGCAAACCAAGGCUCUCCCCCCUCAGAUUUUUGGUGACCUAACGAAAGAUGAUGCCGCCAUAAAGAAAGUCGGCGACCCGAACAAGUUGUUCACCGAGGAGCGGCAAGGUUGGACCGGCUUCGUCGAGUGGGAAAGUUAUCCGGAGAAGAAGGCCGCGGCCCAUAGGAUCUUGACCUCCCAGACAUUUCCCCCAAAUCCAGAGUUCCAGCUUGGGCCUAUUCCAGCUAGCAAUCCUGUCCUUCCUGGUACUCAUUGGAAGAUGUGGCACAAGGCGGUUGGAGGCGCUUUGUCUCGCAUCCCCGACGACUCGUGGGAUAUUGUGCUCAAGGAGAAGCACGCCGACAUGCUGCAUCUUCUCCAAUUUCCUUACAACGGCGAGCCUCCCAAGCGCCUCGUGACCGACAAAGAAAUUACCCCGAAUCCCCUCCACUUCGUCCGAAACCACGGCGGGAUUCCGAUCAUCGACAAAGAGCACUACAGCUUCCUGUUGGAUGGACUUGUAGCGAACCCGAGAUCGUUCACUUUGGAUGACCUCAUGGACGAAACCAAGUUUCCGCGGAUGGAGAAGACAGUGACGAUGCAAUGCUCGGGAACCCGACGUAUCGAGCAGAUUCUCAAGUACCCCGGUCAGGGUGAUGAGGUGCCUCAAGCACCCUGGGCCGAAGGUGCGAUCGGAACUGCCAAGUACGUUGGCAUCAGCCUCAAAAAAGUCAUCAAAGCCUGCGGUGGACUCAUCGAAGGGGCAAAACAUCUCGAAUUCUACGGCGCGGACACCUACUUCAAAGAUGACAAAACCAUGAACUAUCUCGUCAGCGUUCCAUGGUCAAAAGUGAGGGCAAACGAGGUCAUGCUGGCCUGGGAGAUGAAUGGCGAUGUUCUUCCUCGCAUUCAUGGAUAUCCCCUUCGCAUCGUUGUGUUCGGUUACAUUGGAGCACGAAGCGUCAAGUGGCUUUACCGCAUUAAGGCUAUCAAGAACCCUACACGUGCGCCUGUUCAGAGCCAGGAGUACCUCUACUUUCCUCAACAAGUCGGCAAGCAUAAUCUCAAGAUGACGGACGGCAUCCAGAUUCAGGAAAUGCCAGUUAGUUCUGCCAUCAUGUCGCCUUGGACCAAACAGGUCGUCAUACAUAACGGCAAAAUCCGCUGCAAGGGAUGGGCCUACUCAGGUGGUGGUCGCUGGCCAGAGCGGGUUGAGCUCUCAGCUGACGGGGGGUUCAAUUGGUAUACUGUGCCGGUCGAGAAUCUCUCCAAGAAGCGAAAAUGGACCUGGCGAACCUGGGAGAUCGAUCUUCCUUGCGACGUGGAAGGCUGGAUUGAGAUCGUCUGUCGCUGCUGGGACAAUUCGCUCAAUACUCAACCGCCCGAUGCACGCCUCCGGGAAUUUGCAGACAAGGGUAUUCCGUUCGCUCCAAUCACAGUACCCCUGGCUUUCCCAUCUCAAUCUUGGGACGAGUAUGAGGAAUUUUGGAAAAAGCACGAUCCACGGGAUGCUGAGGAUUAG
Messenger RNA from Colletotrichum abscissum, 2379 nucleotides. RefSeq names its product sulfite oxidase. The record is from RefSeq and is a predicted model, not a curated record. Gene Ontology annotation, biological process: sulfur compound metabolic process. Gene Ontology annotation, molecular function: molybdenum ion binding; heme binding; sulfite oxidase activity. Bases 1 to 2379 code for a protein of 792 amino acids. Lineage: Eukaryota; Fungi; Ascomycota; Sordariomycetes; Glomerellales; Glomerellaceae. Gene Ontology annotation, cellular component: mitochondrion. The transcript is spliced from 9 exons.